Messenger RNA from Leptosia nina, 2193 nucleotides. NCBI's taxonomy places the organism in Eukaryota, Metazoa, Arthropoda, Insecta, Lepidoptera, Pieridae. The record is from the annotation of a GenBank genome assembly.
AUGGAGUCGAUACCACGACCAAAGGGUUUGCCCAUAAUUGGUACAAAACUAGAUUUGAUCAAGGGUGGAUUGGGCACGAAGUUACAUGAAUUUAUUGACGCGCGACACCGGCAUCUAGGUAAUAUAUUCAUUGAAAACUUUGGAACAACUGAUUUGAUAUUCGUAAGUGAUGCCGAUUUAAUACGCACACUUUUCAUAAGCCUCGAAGGAAAAUAUCCAUCACAUAUUCUACCUGACCCGUGGCUUCUAUAUGAAAAACUUUACGGACAAAAAAGAGGUCUGCUUUUUAUGGAUGGCGAGGAAUGGUUGCAGAAUCGACGAAUAAUGAAUAAACUUUUGCUUAGAGAAGGAGCUGAGAGUUGUAUUAAAAAUUCUGUGGCACAAACAAUUCAAACCUUUAUUCAAACUUGUGCAGAAAAAUCCGAAAACGAAAUUAUAUUUAAAGAUAUUGCGUCGAACUUGUAUAAACUUUCAACAGAAGUCCUCAUACAAGUUCUAAUAGGAAAUACAGACCCACUAAAAGGGAACCACUAUGAUGAGCUACUUCAAAUAUUCACGGAAUCAGUAAAAAAAAUAUUUCAAACAACAACAAAGUUAUAUGGCCUUCCCAUUACUUGGUGUCAACGCCUUAACUUAAAAGUGUGGAGAGAUUUUAAAGAAGCAGUUGACGUAUCCCUGUUAUUAGGAAACAAGCUCGUUAACGAAAUGCUAGCACUAAAGAGAAGUGAAGAUGGUCUCAUGUCGAAGAUGAUAAAAGAAAAUAUGAACGAUCAAACUAUUUCAAGAAUUGUUGUAGAUUUCAUAAUCGCUGCAGGAGACACGACUGCUUACACGUCGCUGUGGAUUCUUUACCUUUUGUCGAGAAAUACUCAAGAGAUAAAUGCAAUACGUAUCAACGGACAAACAUAUAUUCCGUUUGUAAUUAAGGAAGCUAUGCGACUUUACCCUGUAGCUCCAUUUUUGACUCGUAUACUGCCUCAGGAUGGUAUUUUAGGACAGUAUAAUGUCAAAAAAGCGAAAAGACAUUUAUCACUAGAAUCGGUGGUCAAGUGGCAACAGGAGACUUACAUGAGUAUAUCGAAUAGCACCUUAGUAAAUUUUAUGCAAGAUGGUUUGCUUCAAAUUCAUGAAGUCAGCGGUUUAAAUUGGUGGUGUACAAUUGUCUCUUCAACUAUACUUAUCAGGGCAUGCAUGACACUACCUCUGACUGUCUAUCAAAACUAUAUAUUGGCUAAAGUUGAAAAUAUAGGCUUAGAGCUAAAAGACCUUGUCAAUGAAUUAAAAAAAGAAACUUCUAUAGCUAGGAAAGUGUACAGUCUAAAUGAUAAACAAACAGUAUUAUUGUAUAAGAGAUCUUUAAAGAAACAAUGGAGACAACUUAUAGAGAGGGAUAACUGCCAUCCACUGAAAGCUACAUUAGUAAUUUGGUUUCAAAUACCCCUCUGGGUUUGCAUGUCCUUUGCAAUAAGAAAUCUAGUAAACAUGCACCCACCUCAUCCAUCUGCUAUGGUGACUUUCAUGGAACUAUCAACUGGUGGUUUUGGCUGGAUUCCUAAUCUAAUUGAACCGGAUCAUUCUUUUAUUCUUCCAGUAGCAUUUGGUUUGACAAACCUAGCUAUAAUUGAAAUACAAAGAAUGUCCAAGCUAAGAGAGCCAUCACGAGUGUACAACAUAUUUACUAAUGUUUUUAGAGGAUUCUCCAUUGUAAUGAUACCAAUUGCCGCUAAUGUGCCUUCAUGCCUUUGCCUAUAUUGGGUUACAUCUAGUGCUUUUGGUCUAAUUCAAAACUUAUGUCUUCUUUCCCCCUCAUUGAGAAGGAAACUAAGGAUACCCUUGGCCCCAAGUGAACUUGAAAAUCCUUAUACACCUAUAAUAGCUUCCAUUUAUACAUCAGGCAGAGAGCAGAAAUAUUUCAGUGAACCGGAAUCAUUUUUACCUUAUCGCUGGGAUAGACACGACGAGAGGAAAAAAGGUCUUAGCAAUCAUGUCUCGUAUGCUUCAUUGCCGUUUGCUCUCGGUGCUAGAUCUUGUGUGGGAAGAAAAAUUGCCAUGGUUCAAAUGACAGAGCUUAUUUGGCAGGUUGUGGACAGUUUUGAUUUAGUGUGCUUGAAUGGUGAUAGUAUAACACCAAUUACUUCUCAAGCUCUAAUUCCAAAUAAGAAAAUUGAAAUUCACUUCAAGAAACGUGUAUAA